AUGACAGAGCCCCACAGGGUGUCGUUCACCACGCUGCACGGGCCCCUGAGCAGCAGCUUCCUGAAGAGGUCGCGGAAGGAGGACGAGCAGCCCCCGGAGCCCGAGGCCGCGGCCACGGCCGUGCGCAUCACCCUCACCCUCUUCGAGCCCGACCACAAGCGCUGCCCCGAGUUCUUCUACCCAGACCUCCUCAAGAGCUGCCGAGGGAAGGUGAAAGGGGGUUCCUCGGGUGACAAGAAGAAAGAACCAGCUGAUCCCUUCAACAAUGAGGAGAAGGAAAGGCAUAAAGUGGAGGCUCUUGCUAGGAAGUUUGAAGAAAAAUACGGUGGGAAGAGGCGCAGGAAGGAUCGGAUCCAGGACCUGAUUGACAUGGGCUAUGGCUAUGACGAGUCUGACUCCUUCAUCGAUAACUCUGAAGCAUAUGAUGAGCUUGUUCCUGCCUCUCUCACGACAAAGUAUGGAGGGUUUUACAUCAACUCGGGGACGCUGCAGUUUCGACAGGCAUCUGAGUCUGAGGAUGACUAUGUCAAAGAGAAGAAGAAGAAGUGUCCCAAGAAGCGGAAGUUGAAAGAUGGAGGUGAAAAAAUGAAGAAAAAGAAGAAAGAUGAUUCCUAUGACAAAGAAAAGAAAUCGAAAAAGUCCAAGUUUCCAAAGGCUGGCUUCACAGCGUUAAAUGCAAGCAAGGAGAAGAAGAAGAAGAAAUACUCUGGAGCUCUCAGUGUCAAGGAGAUGCUGAAGAAGUUUCAGAAGGAGAAGGAUGCUCAGAAGAAGAAAGAUGAGGAGCAGAAAGCAGUGCCUCCUUCGCCAGCAGAGCCUGCAGGCCCGAGGGAGGCCGAGGCUGACCCUCUGCUCUCGCUCUUCGGCCACGCCAGUGACAGCGACCUGCUCCAGGCAGCCACGGCCAUGGACUCCCUGAGCGAGCUGGACCUGGAGCGGCUCCUCAGCGAGUCGCCGGAGGGCAGUCCUCUCCCCGACCUGGAGGAUGGCAGUGAUCCCGCGGGGACCGGCUUGGAGCAGGAUUUCAAGCCGCCGUCCCUCCCCGAGGGCCUUCCAGCCCCUCUGGAGAAACGCAUCAAGGAGCUGGCCCAGGCUGCCAGAGCUGCAGAGGGAGAAGGCAAACAGAGGUUCUUCACUCAGGAUAUCAACAACAUCAUACUGGACAUCGAGCUGCAGACACGGGAGCUGCCGGGCCAGCUCCGCUCCGGGGUGUAUGCCCACCUGGCUGCCUUCUUCCCCUGCAGCAAGGACACUCUGCUCAAACGUGCCAGGAGGCUCUAUCUCUACGAGCAGGGCGGCCGGUUGAAGGAGCCUCUGCAGAAGCUGAAGGAAGCCAUUGGAAGGGCCAUGCCAGAGCAGGUGGCCAAGUACCAGGAGGAAUGCCAAGCCCAUACUCAGGCCAAGUUUGCUAAGAUGCUGGAAGAGGAGAAGGACAAGGAGCAGCGAGACCGAGCUUGUUCUGAUGACGAGGAGGAUGAAGAAAAGGGAGGGAAGCGCCUGACAGGACCACGGAAGAAAUUUCAAUGGAAUGAUGAAAUCAGGGAGCUGCUUUGCCACUUGGUGAAGAUUAAGUUGGAUGGUUAUGACCUUGACAAGAAUAAGACUCAGUCUCUAGAGGAUUAUGUGAAGACCUUCCUAGAAGGAGAGGUGAAGCCCCUUUGGCCUAAAGGCUGGAUGCAGGCCAGGACACUGUUUAAGGAGAGCAGGCGUGUGCAUGGACACCUCACAUCAGUCCUGACGAAGAAGAAGGUUAUAGCUCCUACUAAGGUGAAAGUGAAGGAAUCUUCCUGCAAGCCAGAAAAAAAGAUGUCAGCGUCUGUUCCUUCCAUGCACUCGAGCAGCACCUUAGCUCUGUCUUCAGAGCCCCAGGGAGGAGCUCUGGGCAUCAGUGUCCAGCCCAGGGAACUCCUGGCCCUUGGGACAGCCCAGGCAGGCGGCAGCAGUGGCACUGCUGCUGCCUUCAGGGACGACUCCCUGGACGAGGACCUGAUUCACAACCCCACGUCCUCCCUCGACGCAGUCUCCAAGGAACUGGCUGUGCUCAACAGCAGAGCAGGAGGGAGCCCUGACUUUACCCUUCCUGCAGCUCCCAAAGCUCCACCAGAGAAGAUCCCAACUCUUGCAUCCUCGGAGGAGAAGAGGACAUUUCCCAAGUCCAGCCCUUCCCCUACGUCAUCCUCCGGCUCCCUCCAGUCUCCUCUCAAUUUCCUGGCCGAGCAGGCCCUGGCGUUGGGUCAGUCUGCUCAGGACAAGAAGACAGAGAACUCG
Molecule: messenger RNA, 2265 nt
Organism: Acanthisitta chloris (rifleman)
Lineage: Eukaryota; Metazoa; Chordata; Aves; Passeriformes; Acanthisittidae
Gene: UBN1
Product: ubinuclein 1
Exons: 14
Cellular component (GO): nucleus
Source: RefSeq, a predicted model, not a curated record